AUGGACGCAAAUCAGCUCUUGACAAAUUCGCUCUCGCCGGAUCAGGCCAUCCGCACAGAUGCCGAACAGAAGCUCGAGGCAGCCGCUCGCGAUAGCUAUCCCGUGUACAUGAGCACCCUCGCUGCAGAAUUGGCCAACGAACAGUCGCCCUCGCAUAUUCGAACCGCUGCUGGUCUCGCCGUCAAGAAUGCACUCACCGCGCGCGAUCAGACCCGAGUCGAAGAAUACACCGCACGAUGGACACAACUACCACAGACCAGCCGCGAUGAGAUCAAGCAAAAAGUACUCAGCUCCCUCGGCAGCCAAGAGCACCGCGCAGGCACCGCUGCAGCCCAGGUGAUCGCCGCCAUUGCUGCUAUCGAACUGCCCGUUGGACUCUGGAACGAGCUCAUCUCGCAACUCUUGGGGGCCAUGGGCGAUGCCAACAACAUGCGCUUGCGACAGGCCGCUCUUCAAGCCAUCGGUUUCACUUGCGAGGGCAUCAGCUCCGACGUUCUGGCGGCACAGUCCAACGAGAUCCUCACCGCCGUCAUCCAGGGCGCCCGCAAGGAAGAGCCAGCGCCCGAAGUCCAGCUCGCUGCCCUCCAGGCGCUCUACAACUCGCUCGAAUUCGUCCGUGCCAACUUCGAACGCGAAGGCGAGCGCAACUACAUCAUGCAGGUCGUCUGCGAAGCGACGCAGAGUCCUAACAUCUCGGUCAAGGUCGCAGCAUACGAAGCGUUGGUCCGCAUCAUGCAGCUCUACUACGAUAAGAUGCGCUUCUACAUGGAGCAGGCUCUCUUUGGUCUCACCGUCCUCGGCAUGCGCGACUCGGAGCCCAAGGUGGCGUUGCAAGCCGUCGAAUUCUGGUCCACCGUCUGCGACGAAGAGAUCGAGCUGGCUCUCGAGGCGGAGGAGGCGCUCGAGUUCAACGAAGAGCCCGAACGCGCUUGCUACAACUUUGCCCGCAUCGCCCUUCCCGACAUUGUACCUGUCCUGCUCGAACUGCUCAAGACCCAGGACGAGGACGCCGACGAAGACGAGUGGGACGUCUCCAAAGCCGCCGGUACCUGUGUUGGUCUUCUCGCCCAGGUGGUCGGCGACGACAUUGUCCGCCUGGCCGUUCCCUUUGUCGAGAGCAACAUCAAGAACCCCGACUGGCAUGCGCGUGAAGCCGCGGUCAUGUGUUUCGGUUCCAUCAUGGAAGGACCCGACCGCAAGACGCUGGCUCCCUUGGUCGAAUCGGCACUCCCAACGAUCAUCGAGAUGCUGCGCGACCAGAGCAUCGCCGUCAAGGACACGGCCGCUUGGACACUUGGACGCAUCUCGGACCUUUGCUGCGACUCGAUCAAGACCGACGUUCACCUCCCUGCGCUCGUUCAGGCCCUUGUGCUUGGUCUGCAGGACGAGCCCCGCAUUGUCACCAACUGCUGCUGGGCCAUCAUGAACCUUUCCGAGCAGCUUGGCGCCAACGCAGUGGCCUACGACAGCGCUGGCGAGCCCACGGACGCCGCUUCGGUGGCAACCACGCCUCUCUCGCCAUUCUUCGAGGGCAUCGUCUCGAGCUUGCUCCAGGCGACUGGGCGCACGUCCAACGAGUCCAACAGCCGCACUUCCGCGUACGAAGCGCUGGCCAGCUCCGUCACCAAUUGUGCAGCUGACUGCCUCCACCAGGCCAGCGGCGUCUUGGUGCAGAUCCUGGACCGACAGCAGCAGCUCAACGACGUGGCGGGUCAGCUCGUCGGCAUGGACGACCGCAACAACUGGUCCGAGCUACAGGGCAACCUGUGCAGUGUCUUGAUGGCCUGUGUGCGCCGUCUGGGCCGCGAAACGCUUCCCUUGGGCGACCGUAUUAUGACCAACCUCCUGACGCUCAUCCAAAACGGCGGCAAGCAACCUACGGUCCUUGAAGAUGCCUUCUUCACCGUCGGCGCCGUGAUCUCGGCCUUUGAGGGCGACUUUGAAAAGUACUUGGGCGCCUUCCUGCCCUUCAUGGUCGAAGGCCUUCGCAACCACGAAGAAUACCAGCUGUGUUCGAUCAGUGUUGGGCUCAUCGGCGACAUCUGCCGUGCACUCGGCGAGAACUCGGCCAAGUACUGCGACGACUUUAUGAACGCUUUGUUCGCCAACCUGCAAUCGCCGCAGUUGAACAGGAGUGUCAAGCCGCCGAUCCUGUCGUGCUUUGGGGACAUUGCGAUGGCAAUCGGGGCGUCGUUCGAAAAGUACCUCCAGAUGGCCAUGUCGGUGUUGCAGCAGGCGUCGUUGAUCCAGACGGUGGAUCCGAACGAUUAUGACAUGCUGGACUACAUCAACUCGUUGCGCGAGGGGAUCUGCGAGGCGUAUGUGGGGACCGUGUCGGGGUUGCGUUCGGGGAACCGGGUGGAAGCGCUCCAACCGUAUGUGGAGAGCAUGUUUGGGUUCAUCACGCUGGUAGCACAGGCACAGACGCAGAGUCAGGCCUCCGAACCGUUGAUCCGUGGCGCACUGGGCUUGCUCGGCGACAUCGCUAGCGCUUUCCCCAACGGCGAACUCAAAGCUCUGCUGAGCAGCCCUUGGGUGGCGGAGUUUGUCAAGGCAGGAAGAGGUCGUGGCAACGGCCAGGAGACUAGGAAGACCGCCACCUGGGCAAGGGAGAUGCUCAAAAAGGCCACAAAGUAA
Molecule: messenger RNA, 2637 nt
Organism: Kalmanozyma brasiliensis GHG001
Lineage: Eukaryota; Fungi; Basidiomycota; Ustilaginomycetes; Ustilaginales
Product: Importin-beta, N-terminal domain protein
Exons: 1
Coding region: 1-2637 (878 amino acids)
Biological process (GO): protein import into nucleus
Cellular component (GO): nucleus; cytoplasm
Molecular function (GO): nuclear import signal receptor activity; small GTPase binding
Source: RefSeq, a predicted model, not a curated record